This is a messenger RNA of Phlebotomus papatasi, 1269 nucleotides long. RefSeq names its product DNA-directed RNA polymerase III subunit RPC4 (gene RpIIIC53). The transcript has 5 exons. The record is from RefSeq and is a predicted model, not a curated record. Gene Ontology annotation, biological process: transcription by RNA polymerase III. Gene Ontology annotation, molecular function: DNA binding. NCBI's taxonomy places the organism in Eukaryota, Metazoa, Arthropoda, Insecta, Diptera, Psychodidae. Gene Ontology annotation, cellular component: RNA polymerase III complex. The coding region runs from base 117 to 1244 and encodes 375 amino acids.
ACGAAACACCUCCCCACCAAAUCAGCUGUUUUUGAAUUCCUGUGCCAGCAAGACGCAAGUUUUUUUUCACAAUUUCUGAGAUUUUGCACAAUUUUUCUGGAUUUUACGGCAUCACAAUGGCCACAGGUGAUAGUAAAUCUGCAAGUGUAAAGUUGAAGCAUGAUCCAACGCUGGUGACGAUAAAGACAGAGCCAGGAUUGAGGACACACAUCAAGACUGAACGGCUGAGUUCCUUCAAGAUGCCACGUGAUUUGACUCUUGGGGGUCCUGGGCCAGGAAAGACAGCCCGUGGGGGAUCAAAUAAGAAGAUUUAUACGCCAAAUUUAAAUGCCGUUCGCCACAAAAAUACAGAUGUCAAGACUUCCCGGGAUACCCAGCACAAGAAGAUGACAAAGAGUCCGCAGCGCGAAAGAGGAGGCAAGGUGGCCAUGAACCGUGGAAAUCUCGUCCAGACAAUGGGAGUGUUUUCAGAGGGAACAGCAAAGUCAGCAAAGCGACAUUCAGAGUCUCGAUAUUCUUCCAGCGAAAGGGAGAGUCUCUCACUAAGUAGACGGUCGUCAGCCUCGAAAAAGGAUACCACCCAGCCUGUACAUGGUGGACGGGUCAUUAGGGACAUCCUGGACAGCAGUGACGAGGAUGACUGCACCAUGGAUGAAGAUGCAACAAUGCCUGUGAUGCUUCAAGCAGCUGAUAGAAUUGUGUUAUCCAAAGACGUAGUUAAAGAGGUUAAGGUCAAGGUAGAGCCUCCAGAUGAAACAAUCUCGAAUGCCCCAACAGUCUCCACAACGAUCCCUUUCAACACCAAAUUGAAAUCGGAUCCGGAUGGGGCAAAAACUCCGCAGAGUCUUGAAGAGAUCUUCGGUUCGAAGUCAUCUCAGCUCUUCCUGCUUCAGCUGCCGGACACGCUACCUGGCACAGUUCUGGACACUUCGAAGGCAGAUAGCCGGAAGGAAGGGGAUGAUCAGGACACUUCAAAUACGACCUCCCCUAUGAAUUCUCUGAAGCAGCAAGAUGAAGGGCUUGUCGGUAAAUUCGUGCGGUACAAGUCCGGGAAGACGAAGCUAGUUCUAGGAACCAGCCAGUUUGAUCUGGAUGUGGGUAUCGAUACGGACUUCCUGCAGCAGUUGGUGUCCAUUGAUGCGAAUCCCGAACAGAGAUCCGGCAACAUGUACAACCUCGGGAAGAUUCAGACAAAAUUGACUGCCACCCCGGAUUGGGAACACAUGUUCAGGAAUAUGAUAUAAAAGAGAUUGUUUUUCUACAUAAAAA